Astrephomene gubernaculifera is the source of this 976-nucleotide messenger RNA. NCBI's taxonomy places the organism in Eukaryota, Viridiplantae, Chlorophyta, Chlorophyceae, Chlamydomonadales, Astrephomenaceae. The record is from the annotation of a GenBank genome assembly.
GGACAAGUCGCACAUCACGGCCUGCGUCACGGCUGCCCAGGCGGUGCUCCUGAACCCCAAAGCUGUCAGUGCUGCUCCGGGCGGUGCACGCGCCUUUGUCCCGAAUCUAUCUGGAUCCAAAGCCAAGGCCUCUGACGCACUGAGGAAACUGGGCGAUGCCAACAACUAUGAGCUUGGGUUUACGGGAAACAAGGUGGUGUUGGAGAUCGACGGUGCUGACGCCGAUCUCACCAUCAUCGACCUGCCCGGCAUCAUCCACGACCACCCCAAGGGCCGGCACUACGUGGAGCUAGUGGAGCGCAUGACCAAGCAGAACCUCAGUCCCGAGCACCACAUCAUUGCCAUGGCGUUGCCGGCGGCUGCAGACGCGGAGACGCAGGCCAUCCGGCUGUGGGCACGCGAGGUGGACCCCCAGGGCAACCGCAGCAUCGGCAUCAUCACCAAGCCCGACAUGAUUGGGGAGGGCGCACACAUCACACAUGGGAAGCUGGUCAGGCUGGUGGCGGGCAAGGGGGGCAGCAUGGCAGGUGUGGGUGGUCGGAGCGUCGUGGUGGUGGCGCAUGCUUUUCCCCGUGGGGCAAAUGAAAGCGGCGGUCCAUGAAUGCACUACAGGGUUCAUCCGACUACUGUACCGGUAAAUGAAAGCCCUUGACUGGGUAUGACGUACGCUUACAUGGUGAGGGCGAUGUUUGCACAUUGCAAUCGCCUGCCACUGCGUUGGCUGGGGACAUCGCUUGGCCGCCUCCUUGCUCAAUAAACCACGACAGCGCACGCAUCCCUUCCAUCUUGCCCCUGCCCCUCUACCCAACGUUCCUUUACGAUGUCUCAGGGUCCCCAGCCGGCAAUCUCAGCAGCACGCACCUCAAGCUGGGGUACUUUGUCGUCAAGAACCCCUCGCAAGAGCAACUCGUGGAGGGCAUCUCCUUCGAGGGAGCGCGCACAGCCGAGGAGGCCUACUUCUCCACCAACACGCAAU